This is a messenger RNA of Clonostachys rhizophaga, 783 nucleotides long. The record is from the annotation of a GenBank genome assembly. Lineage: Eukaryota; Fungi; Ascomycota; Sordariomycetes; Hypocreales; Bionectriaceae.
AUGCGCCUUAUAAGCCUCCUUCCGUUCUUGCAGCUGGCAUGCGCCACCGUGCUCGUCAAAUAUGAUGCGGCCGUAGGAGAUGAUCCGAAGGUCCUUGGUCUUCUCAAUCUUGAGGGAUGGGAACGCGCUGAUUGGCCUUCGGGCAAAGGCAUGAAUAACUCUGUGUACUUCGAAACGAAGAAGGACCCGGCCGGUGUGGCAGCUGCUCAUGUCCACAAGGAUGCUCACUUCACACGCGCCGAGUACCACGCGUUGAAGGGCAAGACGACCAAGAACGCCGUGUACUACAUUGGCUAUAAAGUUCGUUUUGACGCCGUGGAGGCCGGGACCAUUGUUUUCCAGUGGAAGAACUACGACGGUCAGACUGUACCAACUGAUAACAUUCCCGCUGCACUUGUCUUUAGAAAAGAUCCCAACGGCGACAAGGCCCACACGAUUCACUUUGGCGUGCAACCCGACCCUACCAAGAAAGGCGCUGACACGAUCUGGACCAAAACAUUGACCAUGGGCAAAACUUAUCGAUUCGGGAUUGUCAUCGAUACCCAUGAGAAGGGCUUCGUCCAACUGUACUUCAACGGUGAUUUGGCCACAUUCAUUCACCCAACUACGGGAGAGCACGUCCAGAAGCUGCCCGGAAACUACUGGCCUGGCCCCAUCGAAAGUUCUGACCCGAAGGUUGGUCUAUACGGCGCAAACACGAACAAUGCCUGCGACUCAUAUAUCUACAACGUCGUCAUUGGUACAGCGCUUUCAGAUAUUGCCGCCGUUGCUGGAAUUUCCACC